This is a messenger RNA of Contarinia nasturtii (swede midge), 3115 nucleotides long. Its product is annotated as protein FAN-like. The coding region runs from base 219 to 2951 and encodes 910 amino acids. Gene Ontology annotation, molecular function: protein binding. The transcript is spliced from 13 exons. NCBI's taxonomy places the organism in Eukaryota, Metazoa, Arthropoda, Insecta, Diptera, Cecidomyiidae. The record is from RefSeq and is a predicted model, not a curated record.
AUUGUCAUUCGUGUGGGGGCAAGUGUGAGCCGAUUAUCUCUGCUGCUACUGCUGUUCAGAGAUAGAUUUGUUGUUUAUUUUUUAUUAUGCACUGACAUUUGGUGCAAUCGCUUUUGGUGUUCUUAAGCAAUUAAAAACAAAAAAAAAACAAUAAUUUGGUAUUUCUAUCAAAUAGAAUAAAAUUAGUUUUUUUAAAUUUGACGAUAUCCAGUGGAAAAAUGGAUAAAGAACGAUUUUCAUUGCUAUUGCUCGAGCCGAAUGAGAUUUAUUUUGAAGAUUUCUUUGUGAAUUUGAUCAUUGAGAAUCCAUCCGAUAACAGUAUCGUUCAAGAUGAACAACUUUUCACUGGCCACCUAAAAAUGUGCUCCAAAUCAAUUGUAUUUGAUCCAAAAGACUUGGAACUGCCAUUGAUUCGAAUAACAUACAAAAAUUGCAGUCGCAUCUUCAUCUGGCCGGGCAGGAUGAAUGACAAAGAAUCAAACGUACUUGCGAUUUCAUGUGAUCAAUACACAGAAAUGUUGUCGAAGAAUAUCGUCGCUCCGUACACAUUCAAAAUGGAAACACGAACAUUCUUGUUCAAUUUUCACUAUGCCAAAGUCUAUGAGUAUUUGGAUCAAUUGAGACAGUUGCAUCGAGCAUCAAAACUACAUGCAUGUGAACAGAACGAUAUGAUUGCAACGAUUGUUUAUUCGCGUCAUAAACGAGUUAAAUUUAAUCCACUUUGGCUUGAAGACAUCUACGAAACGGUCCUGGUUGACCAUACGGUAGACGAAAUUCAUCCACUCAUCACAAAUCCCGGUCGAUUGCUCUUGUCUGAUAAACGAAUCUACUUUCAGCCGUACAACAAUAUCCAACCGUAUCCCGUUAUCAAAAUUAAUUUGGAGAAUAUAAACGGUUUAACUCAACGACGUUUCGUUCUACAGCAAAUUGGCCUUGAAAUAAAAUGGACAGAGAAUGAUUUGGAACGCAUGUUGUACCUGUCAUUUCGCAAUAAAAGUGAACGCGAUGAAUUUUAUGAGCAAACAAUAUCACAAAGCUGUGUUAAAAUUACAUACACCGAACCCGAGAGCAUGACAUUGAAGUGGCAAAAUGGUAUCAUAUCCAAUUACGAUUAUUUACUGUAUUUAAAUAGCUUAGCAGAUCGUACAACACAUGACUUGACUCAGUAUCCGGUUUUUCCAUGGGUCAUUUGUGAUUACACUUCGCAGACGAUAGACUUAAAUGAUGAAAAUUGCUAUCGAGAUUUGACCAAGCCGAUCGGUGCUUUGAAUGAACAACGACUGAAACAACUGCAAGAGCGAUAUGAAGAAAUGGACGAACCGAAGUUUUUAUAUGGAUCUCAUUAUUCCGCUCCGGCUCUUGUACUAUUCUAUUUGGGUCGAAAGCAUCCAAAAUUGAUUCUUUGCUUGCAAAAUGGUUACUUCGACCACCCGGAUCGUAUGUUUAAUAAGUUGUCGGAUACAUUUCGAAAUUGUUUGAAUAAUAUGGCUGAUUUUAAGGAAUUGAUUCCCGAAUUCUAUGAUACGAAAAAGAAAGGUGACUUCCUGUUGAAUAGUAUGAAGAUUAAUUUUGGCAAACGAGCUGAUGGAACGCCGGUCAAUGAUGUUGCACUGCCACCUUGGGCCGACAAUUCACCAGAUAAAUUCAUUUCGAUACUUAGAGAGGCUCUCGAAUCCGAACACGUGUCGAAAAAUUUACACCAUUGGAUUGACUUGAUAUUUGGCUAUAAACAACGCGGUGACGAAGCAAUUAAAGCAAAUAAUCUAUUUUAUCACUUAUGUUAUGAAGGUGCUGUUGAUCUCGAUGAUAUCAAUGAUUUAACAAAGAGACAUGCACUUGAAGUGCAAAUAAGUGAAUUUGGUCAGAUUCCAAAGCAAUUAUUCGAAAAACCGCAUGUGCCUCGAUUAUGUACGAAUAAAAUGAGACGAAUGAGCAGUGUGGAUAGAGAAAGUGUGCCAGACGUUGUCGACUCAAAUGAAGACCUCUUUGUCAAUUCAUUCAAAGCAAUAAAUUUCUUGGACAAUUAUCAAACUCACAAAGACCUGAUUAGUUCGGUGCUUGUUGAUGGCAAUAUUGUUGUUACAACCGGCAAAGAUGGACUGUUAAAAUGUUACAAUAUUAAGGAGAAGCGCCAAAUUAGGAGUGUUUCAAUCUCGAAUAUGCCAUUGAGUGCAUGCAUCAAAAUUCCCAAGCAAAACUCUUUCAUUUUGGGCAGUUGGGAUAAUUCAAUUGUGAUUUACGAUUGUGACUAUGGCCGAAAAAUAAACGAAAUUCCAGCACACGACGAUGCGGUUUCAUGUCUAUCUUAUUUAGACUGUAUUGGUGUUCUUGUAUCUGGCAGUUGGGAUUGUACGGUCAAAGUAUGGAAGGGUUUCGAUAGAAAACCGUACAGUUUAUCCGAUUCGCUCAUUGCUUACUAUUCGUUCGAAGAGAAAAUAAUUGCCGUUGAUAUAUUUAAAACGGACGAUAUCAUAAAAGUGGUGGUCGGAUUAGAGAAUGGUGAUGUGAUAUUAUGGAGACUGAAAACUUCCGGUCGAUUGAGUUCUGGUUCGGUCGAUACAAUUGAUACCAAAUUACUAUUUACACAUGCCGAUGAGGUGGCUAGUGUUUCGUUCAAUAAAAAUGGUACAAAAGUUGCGUCAUGCGGUCUCGAUUGUGUUUUGUACGUAUGUGAUAUUGAUACUGGGAUGACUUUAUUUAAAAAAGAGCACUCAAAUUGUUUGAUUUGCUUGAGUUGGUGUCAUGAGAAUGGAAUUUUGUAUCUGGGCGAUAACAGUGGAUACAUUUAUGUUUGGAAUAUGAUGACUGGUGAGAAAAAUUGCUCUGAAGCAGGCUUCAAUGGACCCAUAACCAGCAUUACAUCAAGCCUCAAUUCAGACCACCAAUGCAGAAUCAUCGCCGCUGGAGUGGACGGAAAUGAGUUUUUAAUCAAAGCUUGGAUUAAUGAAUGAACAAAAUUAUCAAUGAUUCUCGUCAACAUUUAUCUAUUUUUUGUAUCAAUUUUAUAAUUGAACCGUGUUUCACUUUGAGAGUCUUCAAAUAAUAUAUGUAUAAAAUUUGUAUUUUACUACUAAAAUUAAUUGUUAAUUAUUAAAAACUAACAAAAAAAUCGAAA